Molecule: messenger RNA, 1630 nt
Organism: Pundamilia nyererei
Lineage: Eukaryota; Metazoa; Chordata; Actinopteri; Cichliformes; Cichlidae
Product: urotensin-2 receptor
Exons: 1
Coding region: 554-1630 (358 amino acids)
Biological process (GO): regulation of blood pressure; blood vessel diameter maintenance; neuropeptide signaling pathway
Cellular component (GO): plasma membrane
Molecular function (GO): urotensin II receptor activity
Source: RefSeq, a predicted model, not a curated record
ACUGCGCUGCGGUCAGUGAAAGAGAAAGUUCGCUUUCUGCUCUCGUGAGUCUCAAGAAAAUGGCACACUGAAAUUAACUGCAGGGGAUUUAUUCUUUUUUGUGUGUGGCGGUGGGUGGGUGGUUGUUUUACCGGUUCCUCUAGCAAGUAUCUAUGCGUGACAUUACCUGUGCCCUAGCUUUUCAUGACAUUUUAGCAGACUCGGUCCUGCUUUUGGCAUCAGGUGCGCGCUCAGUGCUGACUAAACUUUUAAUAAUACAUCCCAGUCUCACAUCGUUGCGCCGAGAAAUCCACCCGCUCUUCAAGAAAGAAAAAAGAAGCCGAUGCUUUCCUCUUCGUCCAUCCUCAGAUGGAGCAUUGUUUACCGGUGAGACAGCUGACUGUCAGAUGUAUAUGGAAGUAACGUUGGUGACGUCAGGAGCAAAGAGCAGCAGGCGGAGAGCGGAGAGAGAGGAGGGAGGGGGGAGGGAGCGAGACGCAACCUGUGCCAGUGCGCAUCUUUUCCAAAACUUGUCCGGAGCUGUCAAAGAGCAGGGAACGGAUCCGAACGCGCCAUGAGUAACAAAUCUUUAAACCUGAACACCAGCCCGCCUCGGGCUGGCGGCACCGUGGACCACGAACUCGUCAUCACUUCCACUUUCGGGACGCUCCUCUCCGUUGUCUACAUCAUCGGGGUCUCGGGGAACGUGUACACGCUGGUGGUGAUGUGCCACUCGAUCCGGUUCGCCACCUCCAUGUACAUCUCCAUCAUCAACCUGGCUCUCGCGGACCUGCUCUACCUCUCCACCAUCCCUUUCGUGGUGUCCACCUACUUCCUGAAGGACUGGUACUUCGGAGACGUGGGCUGCCGCAUCCUGCUCAGCUUGGACCUUCUCACCAUGCACGCCAGCAUCUUCACCCUGACCGUAAUGUGCACGGAGCGCUAUCUGGCCGUCACCAAGCCGCUGGACACGGUCAGGCGCUCUAAGAGUUACCGCAAAGCUCUGGCGUGGGGCGUGUGGCUGCUGUCGCUGGUGCUCACCGUGCCCAUGAUGGUAAUGGUCGCUCAGACAACUAAAAGCACGCCGGACGGGGGUGUGAAGAGGAUGUGCGCGCCCACAUGGGCUCCACUGGCUUAUAAAGUUUACGUAACGGUCCUGUUUGGCACCAGCAUCAUGGCCCCGGGGCUCAUCAUCGGGUACCUGUACGUCAAGUUAGCCCGCACUUAUUUAGAGUCCCAGCGCAACUCUGUGAUCAGCAAAGGCGGCAAAAGGUCACCGAAGCAGAAAGUGCUGAUCAUGAUUUUCACCAUCGUGCUGGUGUUCUGGGCGUGCUUCCUGCCUUUCUGGAUCUGGCAGCUGCUGCCUCUGUACCACACCAAGCCGUUGAGCCUGGCCUCGCAGACGCACACGUGCAUCAACUACCUUGUCGCGAGCCUCACAUACAGCAACAGCUGCAUCAACCCUUUCCUCUAUACGCUGCUCACCAAGAACUACAGGGAGUACCUGAAGAACAGGCACAGGAGCUUCUACAAGUACACGUCGUCGUUUAAGAAGCGGCCGCCCAGCCUCUACUCGUGGGGCAAGUCGGCGUCCUCCAGCAAUCAGUUCGAGUUCAACUCCGAGACGCUGGUCAUGGGGUCACUGAAGUGA